CAAAGUACCAUACUAACUAAUUUUGUAUAGUUUGCAGAUUUAGGACUAAAAGAAGAUAAACAGCUAUCAUGGCGCAGCGCUGCUGAUGCUGUGGAAGCCGCCAUGCUUAGCGGUGAUGCUGUCGUAGUAGUCAACGCACUUCAUCAGCCACAUGAUCUAUUGCAGCAAGUUGAGCAGCUUCCAGGAGUCGUAAUAACGAGUGCAGUUGAUGACAAAGCAACACUUGCCGAAAUUGGCAUCGAUCAAAGCAAUGAACAUGAUCUGUGUACACUUCUAGAAGAAAAGUUUAACAUUGUUAUUCAGAAAGAUAAAGUUCCAUAUAUGACUGUUGGGCAACUCAAAAACAUAAAGCAAAUAGAAGACAAAACAAAUAUGCCAGGAUUAAGCGGUUACAUCUCUCAAAUUGUUCGCGACGAAGUUAUUGCAACUACAGAGUUUGUGUAUAUGCCUACACUUACACAUACACCAAAUAUGCAAAUUGAUGAAUUUGAUAACGAUGAAACAUUUUUAUACAUCGUGCCUGGCCUGGCGGAUAGCCACGAACAAUUUGAAGAGAUGUGCGAACUUCUGAAGCUACCUGCUGUAGUUUUGCAUUUAGGCAUGGACGAAUAUCGAGAGAAUUUACAAGAAAUAGCCCAACGACUAGUAGAGGUACUAAUGAAAAAGUUGAAAAUUAAGAAUCAAUUCCAACUUUUGGGAUAUGAAUUUGGCGUACCUGUUGUAAUGGAAAUGGCAGCAAUAUUGGAAAGCUAUGGGCUAACGGGCACCGUGUACUGCCUCGGCGGCACAGCGUCCGACAUCCAAGCCGACCUGGAGCACAAGCUGCGCGGCAUGUCGGAGCAGUCGUUGCAGGUGUCGCUGCUGCAGCACGUGCAGCGCCUGCUGCUGGGUGAGUCGCGCCCGGCGCUGCAGCACGAGCUGCGCGCGCUGCCGCAGUUCCGCGACAAGGUGCGGCGCGUGGUGCGCGCGCUGCGCGGCCGCGUGCCGCACUCGCGCCAGUACGUCGCCGCGCUGCUGCGCGCCGUGCACGCGCGCACGCGGCUGCUGCGCGACUGCCGCACGAGCUUCACCACGCUCAACGCUAAGGUGAUCAUCCUGCGCGCCAGGCUACACGACACGUCACCGCGGGAAUGUCCGGAGCUCUCGCAUCAGAAUGUCGUAGUUCAUCAACUGGAUGCUACACUUGAGCAUACGCCGCGUGAUCUACGAUGUUCUUCGUUAAUUAAUAAGUAUUUAGGCAGUGAUAUAUUGUCCAAAUUUUAUAAAAGAAACCGCUGUUUGAAAGAACCGAUUAAUCCAGAAUACGUUUAAGUUAAAGGGUGCAGUAUAAUUUUAUUAAUUUUACUAUCAGUGUUUCUGGAGUAUUU
Helicoverpa armigera (cotton bollworm) is the source of this 1367-nucleotide messenger RNA. RefSeq lists its product as uncharacterized. The record is from RefSeq and is a predicted model, not a curated record. The transcript is spliced from 6 exons. Bases 103 to 1311 code for a protein of 402 amino acids. NCBI's taxonomy places the organism in Eukaryota, Metazoa, Arthropoda, Insecta, Lepidoptera, Noctuidae.